GUUGAACACAAUGACAUCAUGCCCUCUCCCAACUUUGAACAUUCUGUAUUCGAAGCUGAAGAGGAAGAGUGGGAUGAGAUUCCAGAAGAGGUCGCCCGCCAGCUUGAAAAUGAAGAAGACACUAUUCAGCCAUACAAGGAGCCUUUGGAAACAGUCAACUUGGGUUCGGAAGAAAAUGUGAAAGAAGUCAAAAUUGGAGCAUUGUUAUCCCCACAGGUCAAGGAGCAAUUGAUCAGCCUGUUGAAAGAGUAUGUAGAUGUGUUUGCUUGGUCUUAUCAAGAUAUGCCUGGUCUCGACACUGACAUCGUAGAGCACAAGCUACCUUUGAAGCCAGAAUGUCCACCGGUCAAACAGAAAUUAAGAAGAACACAUCCAGAUAUGGCCGUCAAAAUUAAAGAAGAAGUUCUGAAGCAAAUAGAUGCUGGUUUUCUUGCCACUUCAGUGUAUCCAGAGUGGAUAGCAAAUAUUGUGCCAGUUCCUAAGAAGGACGGGAAGGUACGAAUGUGUGUCGACUAUCGUGACUUAAAUAGAGCAAGCCCAAAGGAUGAUUUCCCCCUGCCUCACAUUGACAUGUUGGUAGACAAUACAGCAAAGUUUGACAUAUUCUCCUUCAUGGACGGAUUCUCCGGGUAUAACCAGAUCAAAAUGGCUCCCGAAGACAUGGAAAAAACUACAUUCAUAACACCAUGGGGAACAUUCUGUUAUCAAGUGAUGCCGUUUGGGUUGAAGAACGCAGGUGCUACUUACCAGCGAGCCAUGACAACGCUCUUUCACGACAUGAUGCACAAAGAGAUUGAGGUUUAUGUGGAUGACAUGAUCGCGAAGUCUCGUUCAGAAGAAGGUCACUUAGUAGAUCUAUUGAAGCUGUUUCAACGAUUGAGGAAGUUCCGUCUUCGCCUCAAUCCGAACAAAUGCACAUUUGGCGUCAGGUCAGGUAAACUCUUGGGCUUCAUUGUCAGCCAAAAAGGCAUUGAAGUUGAUCCAGAUAAAGUAAAAGCUAUCCAAGAGAUGCCCGCACCAAAAACAGAAAGGCAAGUGAGAGGUUUUCUAGGACGAUUGAAUUACAUAUCCCGGUUUAUUUCUCACAUGACUGCCACUUGUGAACCUAUCUUCAAAUUGCUGAGAAAGAGUCAGAAUUGUGUUUGGACAGAGGAUUGUCAGAAAGCAUUUGACAGUAUCAAAGAGUACCUCAUGGAGCCUCCUAUCUUGUUACCACCUGUUGCUGGAAGACCGUUGGUUAUGUAUUUGACAGUGCUUGAGAAUUCUAUGGGCUGUAUUCUGGGUCAACAAGACGAAACUGGAAAGAAAGAGCAUGCCAUUUACUACUUAAGCAAGAAAUUUACUGACUGUGAAUCACGAUACUCCUUACUCGAGAAGACAUGUUGUGCAUUGGCUUGGGCUGCUAAGAGAUUGAGGCAGUAUAUGUUAAGUCACACCACUUGGUUGAUAUCCAAAAUGGAUCCAAUCAAGUACAUUUUUGAGAAGCCUGCACUCACUGGUAAGAUUGCAAGAUGGCAGAUGCUGUUAUCAGAAUACGACAUUGAGUAUCAUACCCAGAAAGCUAUCAAGAGCAGUGUGUUGGCUGAGUACCUUGCUCACCAACCCGUUGAAGAUCACGAUGAUAAUGAGGAUGAGUUUCCUGAUGAAGAUGUCAUGUUCCUAAAAUCCAGAGAUUGUAAAGAGCCACUUCCUGAAGAAGGGCCUGAACCAGAUUCUCAAUGGGGUUUAGUAUUUGAUGGAGCUUCCAACGUUUAUGGACAUGGAGUAGGUGCAGUCAUUAUCACUCCAGAAGGUUCUCAUAUUCCUUUCACGGCAAGAAUUUGCUUUGAAUGUACAAACAACAUUGCUGAAUAUGAAGCCUGUAUCAUGGGUCUUGAAGAAGCCAUUGACCUCCGCAUCAAAAAUCUUACUGUUUAUGGUGACUCAGCGUUAGUUAUCAAUCAGAUCAAAGGAGAAUGGGAAACACGCCACCCUGGCUUGAUCCCAUACAAAGACUAUGCAAGAAGAUUGUUGACUUUCUUCACCAAGGUUGAAUUGCAUCACAUUCCUCGGGAUGAGAAUCAUAUGGCGGAUGCUCUAGCUACGUUGUCUUCAAUGUAUCAAGUGGGUUUUCCAAACGAAGUACCCAGAAUUGUGAUCAAGCGACUUGAUAGACCAGCACAUGUGUUUACAGCUGAGGCCAGUUUUGAUGAUAAACCAUGGUACCACGAUAUCAAGCAUUUCCUUCAGACUCAGGAGUAUCCUCUUGGAGCAACAGAAAAAGAUAAAAAGACUUUGAGAAGAUUGUCAGGCAGUUUCUUCCUUAAUCAGAAUGUGCUCUAUAAGAGGAAUUAUGACAUGGUCUUACUCAGAUGUGUUGACAAAAAGGAAGCAGAAAUGUUGAUGAAAGAAGUUCACGAAGGGUCCUUUGGUACUCAUGCAAACGGCCACUCUAUGUCAAGAAAGAUGUUGAGAGCUGGUUACUACUGGUUGACCAUGGAAUCAGAUUGCUACAAAUUUGUAAAGAAGUGUCACAAAUGUCAGAUCUACGCUGAUAAGGUUCAUGUACCACCAACCUUUUUGAAUGUGAUUUCUGCUCCUUGGCCAUUCUCAAUGUGGGGCAUUGACAUGAUCGGUAUGAUUGAACCCAAAGCUUCCAACGGACACCGUUUCAUUCUCGUGGCAAUUGAUUACUUCACCAAAUGGGUGGAAGCAGCUUCGUAUGCAAAGGUGACAAAGCAAGUGGUGGUCAGAUUCAUCAAAAAUAAUCUCAUUUGCCGAUAUGGCAUUCCAAACAAGAUCAUCACUGACAAUGGCUCCAAUCUGAACAACAAAAUGAUGGAUGAAUUAUGUGAAAGUUUCAGGAUCGAGCAUCACAACUCUUCUCCUUACCGUCCCAAGAUGAAUGGGGCAGUUGAAGCUGCAAAUAAGAAUAUCAAGAAGAUCAUUCAAAAGAUGGUUGUUACCUACAAAGAUUGGCAUGAAAUGCUGCCUUUUGCACUACACGGAUAUAGAACAUCAGUCCGUACUUCAACUGGGGCAACCCCAUUUUCACUUGUAUACGGUAUGGAAGCUGUGUUACCGAUAGAGGUUGAAAUUCCAUCAAUGAGGAUACUAAUGGAAACUCAGUUGUCAGAGGCUGAAUGGUGUCAAAGCAGAUACGAUCAGUUGAAUUUGAUUGAAGAAAAAAGAAUGACUGCCUUGUGCCAUGGACAGUUAUAUCAAAAGAGAAUGAAGCAGGCAUUUGAUAGGAAGGUUAAGCCGAGAGAAUUCAAAGAGGGUGACCUUGUGCUCAAGAAGAUGAUACUAUUUCACAAUGAUUCUAGGGGCAAGUGGACUCCUAACUAUGAAGGACCCUAUGUUGUCAAGAAAGCCUUCUCAGGCGGUGCUUUAAUUCUUACAAACAUGGAUGGUGAAGAGCUUCCACGUCCCGUGAAUACAGAUGCAGUCAAGAAAUACUUCGCCUAA
Molecule: messenger RNA, 3447 nt
Organism: Lathyrus oleraceus (garden pea)
Lineage: Eukaryota; Viridiplantae; Streptophyta; Magnoliopsida; Fabales; Fabaceae
Exons: 1
Coding region: 19-3447 (1142 amino acids)
Biological process (GO): DNA integration
Molecular function (GO): nucleic acid binding; RNA-DNA hybrid ribonuclease activity
Source: RefSeq, a predicted model, not a curated record